This is a messenger RNA of Camelina sativa (false flax), 1799 nucleotides long. The record is from RefSeq and is a predicted model, not a curated record. NCBI's taxonomy places the organism in Eukaryota, Viridiplantae, Streptophyta, Magnoliopsida, Brassicales, Brassicaceae.
UGUUGGUUGAGUCUGUGAAAGAGAGAGAGAAAAGAAGGUAUCUUAAAGAGAGAAGUCGUGAAGGCUCUCUUCUCGAACGAUGCGUUGAACAAAGGGGAGAAAGAAGGCAGGCGAGUGAGACCAACCAACCUUUAAAACAAAACAAUGGCGAAAAUAUCUUUCCUCUCUUCUUAUUCUUCUUCUUCUUCUUCUUAUCACGAUCCUCAUUAUAAACCCUAAUUUUCUCACAGUUUUCUUUCCUCUCUAACAACUUCUCCGAUCUCCGAUACCAUUUUUUUUUUCUCCGGCUAGGGAGAUGACGGAGGCGAGGAAGGUUUUGUAUAUAGUGGUGCGUGACGAAGAAGGUGAUGAUGAUGAUGAUAAUGGAGAUGAUUCGUUUCGGUAUACGCGUCCUGUUUUGCAGAGUACUCUUCAGCUUAUGGGAUGUAAAGCUCGUCACGCCUUCAAGAUCAGCCGUAGGGUGUUUGAGUUAAUAAGAAGUGAGGGAUCUUGUAGUACCUCACCAGAGCAUGGGAAGGAACCUAAAUUCGCAAAAGAAAAUGGUGGUUCAACUUGUGUAGAAAAACUUAAUCGUUUGGUUGCUGAUGAUGUUGAUGUUGACAAGAAUAAAAGUAAACCAUUUGAGAUGUACAAAAGACGGACAACUGUUGUUGUUUCACGAGAAAUAUUCUUAGAUGUUGUGUGUGAUGCCCUGGCUGAGUACAAGUACGUUGGUCGCGACCAAAGGGCAGAUUUGAUUCUGGCAUGCAGAAUCCGAGAAAGGAAAGAAUCUGUAACUGUGUUACUUUGUGGCACCAGUGGCUGUGGUAAAUCUACAUUGUCUGCGUUGCUGGGUAGCAGGCUGGGGAUUACGACUGUGGUAUCAACCGACUCUAUAAGGCACAUGAUGCGGAGCUUUGCUGAUGAGAAGCAGAAUCCUUUGCUGUGGGCUUCAACAUACCAUGCUGGAGAGUGCCUUGACCCUGUGGCAGUUGCUGAGUCAAAAGCCAAAAGAAAAGCCAAAAAGUUGAAAGGCUCUCGAGGUGUAAACUCCAAUACCCUAAAGACGGAUGCUGGAUCAAACUCAAGCACCAAUGAUUUGUUAAGUGAUAAGCAGAUGGCUGUAGAAGGGUAUAAGGCACAAAGCGAGAUGGUGAUUGACAGUCUCGAUAGGCUCAUUACCACAUGGGAAGAGAGGAAAGAAUCGAUAGUUGUUGAAGGGGUCCACUUAAGCCUUAACUUUGUGGUUGGAUCGGUGGAUGAGGAAUCGACAAAGUCAGAUGAAGAGUACGAUGAUCUGGCAAUGGAAGACAAGAGUUACUGGACAGACAACGAAGAAGAAGAAUCUCGAGACACAAUCUCCAUGGUGUCCGAAAACAAUCACAACGAGGCUACAAAGCCCAGCAAAGAUGACAAAUACUCCCAAAACCUCGAUCUCUUCCUCAGGACAGCGAACAAGCCAUUAACUGAAUCCCUUGAGCUCACAAGUGAAUACGGGAACAGAAUGGGAGUACCCACCUCGGAUAAAGCAAAGACGAGGAAACGUUCUCUUAGUAUUCCGGCUCUCAGGAAACAUUGUUCAACCAUAGAUGAUCAGGUUUUGGCUUAAUCAGACCGAUCCAUUUCCUUGAGUGCAUCGUGACCUCUUUACCUGUGUGUGUUGUUUCUUUUUUGGUUUUUUUUUUCGGUUUUUUUUUUCGGUUUUUUUUUUCCUUUCCUUUUUUUUUUUUGUGUUUUAACUUUUAAGCAACUUUUAACCUAUCAGUUAGCUUAGGUUUCCAAAACUGAUUGAAGUGUUUAAAUAAAAUUUGUUAAUCUUA